CGUGCUAAUGCAGUGGGCAGAAGGCGGCAGCCUCGACGACUUCAUCGACAUUCGACUCGGGCGUAAACCCUCCCACAUCCACUUCCACGCCCCAGGUUCCACCGACGCAGACUACGAACUAGGCACACCGGCCCCUCCACCCCUAAGGAGAAGCGGGACUCCAGCGCAUACGCUCUCUGCUUCCGAUCUCCAUUCGAGGUCUGCUAGGAUACGAGCCUUCCGGGCUUUUCAGCGCGCGGGCGGCGCGGAGGGCGAGAGGCAAAGGGAGAGGGAGACAAGGAAGAGGAACGGAGAGUGGACGGCUGUCCAUUUGCUUAGUGCUGAUGAGGUCAAAGGGCUUUUUAAGGAUGUUGUGGCGGGGUUGGGGUUCUUGGACGACGUGAUGAAUGCUGAUGAGUACACGAUUAGACCCCGCGCUAUGCUCUCGGACUUUGGAACUUCUCGCGAUAUGAUCAACUCUACAAGGCUACAGCGCUCCGGGAAUACUGGGACACUGGAAUAUACAUCCCCGGAAUCUCUGCCCUCCCCACACACGGGGCUCUUGCAGCAGAUUGACUCAAAGUCGGAUAUGUGGAGUCUGGGUAUGAUUUUGCAUAAGCUGCUUUUUUUCAAGCUGCCUUAUCGGUAUGCAGCGGAGGGAGACGCGAACGGGGAGGCCGUCACGGGUGGCUCGAGGGCUGGUGAGGGGGAGAAGAUGGAUAAACUUGAGAGAGAGGUGUUGGAGUACCCUGGGGCUAGUGGCAGCCUUUGA
Molecule: messenger RNA, 751 nt
Organism: Laccaria bicolor S238N-H82
Lineage: Eukaryota; Fungi; Basidiomycota; Agaricomycetes; Agaricales; Hydnangiaceae
Exons: 5
Biological process (GO): peptidyl-serine phosphorylation; autophagy
Cellular component (GO): cytoplasm
Molecular function (GO): protein serine/threonine kinase activity; ATP binding
Source: RefSeq, a predicted model, not a curated record